Molecule: messenger RNA, 4680 nt
Organism: Nomia melanderi (Alkali bee)
Lineage: Eukaryota; Metazoa; Arthropoda; Insecta; Hymenoptera; Halictidae
Biological process (GO): neuron differentiation; positive regulation of transcription by RNA polymerase II; negative regulation of transcription by RNA polymerase II
Cellular component (GO): nucleus
Molecular function (GO): DNA-binding transcription activator activity, RNA polymerase II-specific; RNA polymerase II cis-regulatory region sequence-specific DNA binding
Source: RefSeq, a predicted model, not a curated record
UCGUCCGCGGAGACGCAUUAAGCGUCCGUGACUCCGUGUGUCUUCCUCGUGCGUUCCUCAUAGUUGGCCGGCGACGCGACGCCAGCUCCGUCACUGAUAACCGCCAUCGAUGCCCGUCACCGACGGACCGAGAUGCUGACCUAACCGCGCCGCGCGACCUUGAAGACCCGGAAACGAGCGAGACGCAAACCUAGUGGCCGUGGAAAGUGAACAUCGAAUACCCUUGGACUCGGCUGAGUGGAUGGUCCCGAUAUGACAGUGCAGUGACCCGCUUUUUAUUUGUUGUUGGUUGUUCGUUACGCGUUCUAACAACGGACGCGUCUCCCUCCGAAUCGUCUGGUACCAGGAACCGAGACCCAGAGUCUCAAUCACGGCACCAAAAUUGAGCUGGACUUGCACCAACGAGCCGCCGGCCACUUCAUGAGAGCCGGCGGCAACAUGUGCGACGGCUCCUUCACGGAGACCCUGCGCGGUAUGCAGAGCAUGCCGGGUACGUCGCCACCCGGUGGCGCGGGUGUCGGCCCCAUGGGGGUUGGCCUCGGCAGCCCUCUCGGCCCGACCGCGAAGAAGGCGCAGGUGGAGCACAUUAAGAGGCCGAUGAACGCGUUUAUGGUCUGGUCCCGGCUUCAGCGACGGAAGAUCGCGCAGGAGAACCCGAAGAUGCACAACAGCGAGAUCUCCAAAAGGCUAGGAGCUGAAUGGAAGCUCCUAACGGAGGAUGAGAAACGGCCGUUCAUCGAUCAAGCAAAGAGGUUACGUGCACAGCACAUGAAGGAACAUCCCGAUUACAAAUACAGGCCAAGAAGAAAGCCGAAAACUUUGCGGAAGGAAGGCUACCCUUAUAGCAUCCCGUACCCCAGUCUGCCUGUGGACGCGAUUCGAGCUGGAAUGGCAGGCGGUAUGGGACAAGCUGGAAUGGGCUCGUACUAUGGGCCCGCGGCUGCUUACGGUUCACUAUCGGCGGCUAGCAUGGCCGCGGCGGCGGCUGCGGCUGCCCAACAGUCUGCGGCGGCGAUGUCCGCAGGCCUCGCGGCACCUGCUCAGGUGGUGAGCUCAAUGGACGCCAUGAAGUACUCGAUGGAGGCGGAUAAAUAUCGCGCCACGUACAUGCCACCCAGUACCUUGGCGAUGAGUAUGUACUCCGACCCGAAGUACCUGGACUCCAGUCCGAAAUCUUACCUAGACCGGAGCUACCUGGACUCGGCGAAGGCGUAUUUUGAGCAGUCUAAGCUCUACAUGGAUCAGAAGCCCUCGAUAACCGACUACAAUCGACCCAGUUACGAGCACAACAAGCUCUAUGAGGAGUCUAGCCCCGGUAGCGUGGUGGGCGGGGGAGGAUCGACGAGGUCACCGGCUGCAGAAUCGCCGGACAUGAGCAAACAACACGAGAGGACCGAGCAGGGCUCGUCAAGCGCCAGCUCCACGUCGACAUCAUCAGCUGCGAGUCCUGGAGCCAGUCUCCCGGCCUAUUACCCAGGUCCAGUACAGAGUAGCGGCCUGCUGGGAGCACAGAUGAGCCAAUACGGAGGCUACCAAACCGCCCCCACACCUGGGAACGAGUCCUUCCGACGACCUCUUACGGUCAUCUUCUGACCCGAUAGAACGUAGCUCUGAUCCUUCUUCGAGGAGCAGUUUCCGUAGAGUCUGGUUCGACCCUCUGGUCCGAAGGUGUCCGAGGAGCUGUGAAAUGUGAUUGUUUAUUGACAUUUAGGUUUGUGACGUUUGAAUUGUGUCGGUUCGGUGAUGUCUGCAGGGUGGAUGCUGAGAAAUAAGGGUAGUGAAGAGUUGGGCUACAGCUGGGCUUCCUUGACAUAUCAAACUGGACUGUUCAGAACAAUUUGCAAUAGUGAUAGUUGAAGAUCAAACUUUGAACUUGAAAUGCAAAGUACUUUGGGUCUUCAAGACCACUUGUUAUCGUCAAUUUCAGAAGAGCUUCUUCUUCAAUCAGAUAUGUUACAAACAUAUGAUAGAUUGAAAUAAUACUUGCUGGAAAGAUGAACAGAGAUUCCUUGAAUCAUCGGUUCACCAAUGUUCAAGAGGUAGCUAAGUCUGAGCCCUCCAGAAAGGAAGCAUCAAACAUCAUCAUCAGGAGUGAAGCUUCUAGAUCCCCUGUACGGCCAUGAUCUUAGGAACUCAGCAUCGGGAACCGGACAAAAUGGCGGACACCAGAGGUGACUCUCGGACCAGCGAAGAGGACCACGUUUACUUCCUCCGCGAAGUGAAUCCAGGGCCACCAACGGUACACAGCGUUGACAGCAACAACGAAAUCGAAUCGCUCCGUUCUAAUCACUCGUAGACGCGGAGAGAGACGCAACGAUUAUUUGUCAGAGAUAGUUCCCGUCGAUGCGGACGGAAUGGUACAGAGAAAUUGUACAUAGUCCCCGUGUAAAUAGUGUAGCAAGGAUUAUUAUCGCGCAGGACGCUCGAAAAAGCGAUUUUCCUUCAGCCCCAUUCCCCGACUCGCCCUGGAAACGUUCCAGCUGCCGAGCACGCGUAUCCAGGAUACCUUUCCUCAGAUCCAGGACCUCUUCCGCCUUCGAUCAUCGAAACUGUUUGAGUAAGUCAUUGAUUUUCUAUCGGUAGCUGUAUUAACACUUUGCCUAUCGGAGCCUAUUAACGCUUUAACAACGAGAGCCUCCAUAUUGAUAACGUCACGCUUAUGUAUCCGAAGUUUAAUACGAUUGACUCAAUUAUUAAUUGAUAACGUUAUUACGUUAUUUCAGUGCUAAAGAACGAUUGAUUAAUUCUUUUCUGGUACUUAAAAUUUCAAUACAUAAUCUGGCUUCUUAUGGAUGUCUUUCAGUUAUACAAAUUUUCGUUGACAAAGGGUUAAUAGGAUCCUUAAUGUCUGUUCUAUAUCAAAAAGUAUCUUGAUCGGAAGACAUUGUUAUGUUACUCUAAUAUAAUUAUACAAAUUUUUUAUUUCGAACCGUUAAUUGUUAAUAUGGUAGGUGAAGUGUUAAGCCGCGUCCCCAAUAUCUUAGCCUUGCCGCUUGAAAAGCACAUAACGAAGCACACAAACCACAUUCCGUACGUUCCCAGAACACAAAACCGUAUGAAAAAGUCCAAGACGGUGUAGACUCUGCUUUAGGGUACGCACACUCUGAUAAUCAAAGCCUUCACUGUGGUCCAAUAAUUUCCACUGCAAAACCUAUCUUCGUCGCUGUUAAAAAAUGAAAAAGGAAAGAUAUAAAAAUGAACCUAACAUCUUUAAAAAAUCGAAAAGAAAUCAUUCCUUACUAACAUCCACAUCACCGUGCGACGAAGAUACCCCAGACAAUGGAAAUCAUUGAACCACGCUGUACAAUUUCCCUAUAACAAACUUAACAAAGCGGGACGAGAAAAACGGUGACAGUCAAGUGACAAGAGCCCGGUACAGCAGAUUAACCAUCAGGUUCGACGACGGAGGGUACCGGAACCGGAGAAAGGAGAACGCGUUUUUCGUGCGUACGUUCGAUUCGUAAUCAGUGUACAUAGACGGCUCGGAUCGUCGACGAAAUUCUAUCGCGUCCGGUGAGCAUCUCGGUCCUCGACGUCGGUGGCUGGCGGCGGUCGUUCGGCAACUCGUCAGACGCGUCUAGACACCCUUUCCUCUAUCCAUAGAUACGAUGUGCGUGUCACGAGCGCGGCUUGACAUGCGUGUAUCUCAGUGUAUCGGUUCGAGUUAACUCGUUCGCUCUAAACAGCGUAUACAUGCACGUAUACAUGGUCGAAUAAUCGUUCGCUCGCGUAAAACGAGUGUAUACCAUCCUGUCAUCUAACAAUUUGCAACAAAUGGAACGUUGCGUUCUUAAUGGCAUCGUACACAGUGUUUUAUGUAUCACCGUCUUAUGUAUUCGACAUCAUGUAUCAAAUGGACGCGUUUCAUGCAUUCGUCUCUACCGGCUCGCGAGCAACACAUUCUGUACACGGAGACCACGUGUUCCUGCGAGCACGCCGGAGCGAAAGGGUUGACGAAUCUCCCCUCUCUUUGUACUCCAUUUGGCUUAUUUAUUAUCGAGCUUCCUUUGUUUUUGUUUUACAUGUUGAUUACUUGAGUUUCUCCGGACUCGGAAGCUCGAAAUACGGGGGAGCGUUGGAAACGAAACCGGUGACGCCGAUCGCUGUCCCAGUGGUCUUCAAAUGAUCCUUACCGUCGCCGACGCGGUAACGUGGGGAUCGAACGGCAAGGAUCAUUUGAAAACCCGCCGCUAGAAAACGCGUUUGUAAAAUAUCGUUUUCCCCUUCCUGGAUCGAUACUUCUCGCCUUCGGCCCGAGUUUUUUUUCUGUUUUUUCCACCGGCGAGGGAAUACUUAGUGCUCCCGAACCGGUUGAUUCCUCGUUGUUUCGUCUGUUUUCUUUUUGUUUUCAGUUUUCUAGUUGAUGUUCUAUCGGACGACUUUGCGAGGAAGAGAGUCGACACGAGAGCUUUUAUAGGUGUUUCACGCGAAAGAAUGCGAGAGAGCAAAAGAGUGGGAGAGAUACGGACGGAAGAGUGAGAGAGAGUGUUUUUUCGGACGCUUUGGCGGAACGUUCACGCCCUCCCCCAUUGUGCGACGUGUAACCUUUGUAUUUGUAUCGUUACGAUAAAUCUUACACAAUGUACCAAUUAUUCGAUUAUUACAAUUUAACGCGGCAGAAGUAACCUAUAAAUAUUGUAUUCUAAGUGAGAAAGCAAAAUAAACGUUAAGUAUUAUCCU